AUGGAUGAGUCGGACUCUCCAUUGCUUCCCGCUCCACGGUGGUACGACGACAAUGCGCCGCUCCGCAAAGAGCUGAAAGACGCUGCAAAGGCCGCGAGAAAGACAUCGGCCUCAGCGCCGUCUGAGAGCCCGGACAUUCUGCCUGACUGGGAAUUGACGGUCGGGAUCGAGAUCCACGCUCAGCUCAAUGCGGCGCGCAAGCUAUUUUCAUCUGCCGACACGUACCCAACCGUGGAGCCAAAUAGCCACAUAUCUGCGUUCGACAUAGCCCUGCCUGGCAGUCUGCCUGUUUUUCAGCCCGCCGUCGUCCUGCCCGCCCUCCGCGCGGCAACCGCUUUGCAAUGCACGAUAAUUACCAAGAGCACUUUCGAUCGCAAACAUUACUUUUACCAUGACCAGCCUGCUGGGUAUCAGAUCACCCAAUACUACAAUCCUUUCGCCGUGGGUGGUUGCGUAGUCUUAACGGCUGAGGACGGACUUGAGGAAGGCCGCGAAGUCGUGGUCAAGAUCAAGCAAGUACAAUUGGAACAAGACACCGCUCGAAGCCAGGAAGAAGACGGCGCCACCACACUGAUCGACUUCAACCGUUGCGGUCAGGCGUUGAUCGAGAUCAUCUCGCUUCCGGACCUGCAUUCUCCACGAGAAGCCGCGGCGUACGUUCGAAAGAUCCAGUCAAUACUUCAUGCCAUUGAUGCUGUCACUACUGGUAUGGAGCAGGGCGGGCUUCGCGCCGACGUCAAUGUCUCCGUCCGACGCAGAGACGCCAGCCACGAAGGAUUCACUUAUGCCGGCGUGACUGGUCUGGGUCAGCGCACCGAGAUCAAGAACCUGAGUGCCUUCAAGGGCAUCGAGGAUGCUAUCAAGGCCGAGAGAGAUCGCCAGAUCCGAAUUCUUGAAGCGGGUGGAGUAGUGGAGGGAGAAACUCGGGGCUGGUCGAUGACCAGGCCCAAUGAGACCCGUAGACUUCGCGGCAAAGAGGGCGAGAUCGAUUACAGGUAUAUGCCAGACGCCGACAUUCCGCCGUUAUAUAUCGGCCUCGAUCUGAUCAAAUUCGUUCGGCAGACCUUGCCUCCCUUGCCUACAGAGCUGGCCAAGAUGCUUGUCGAGGAAUAUGGGCUUUCAGCUACCGACGCAAGGACAUUGGUGCUACUCGACGACGGCGACAGACUGAUAUAUUUCCAAAAAGUCGUCGCGGAGUUGUCCAGCCUCGCCACGUAUUCCGUGCCCCAACCUGAUCUCGGAAAGAUGGCAGCCAACUGGGUUUUGCAUGAGCUAGGGUCUCUCCUGUCCACCGACGAAAGGCAAUGGUCCGACAAGGCGGUCCCGUUCGACAAAAUAGCCGAAAUCAUACACCGAGUGCGAGAGAAGCAGAUUACAGGUGCUUCGGCCAAACUGAUAUUGAAAUUGGUCUUUAACGGUGACAGUCGCCCUAUCUCUCAGAUUGUCAGGCAGGAAGAGCUGGCCUUCUCGGAAAUGUCGGCUGAAGAGUACCAAGCCAUCGCAAAGGAGAUUGUCGAGAAAUUCCCGAAACAUGUGAAGGACAUUGUUGAAAAGGGGAAGACGGGAAAGCUACAGUUUCUGAUGGGCCAGAUGAUGCGACACCCACGCAAGGGUGACAUGCGAGCACCCGAAGUCGAACAGGCUCUUCGACAGGUCAUAUUUGCGGGAAAAUCAUGA
Molecule: messenger RNA, 1677 nt
Organism: Capronia epimyces CBS 606.96
Lineage: Eukaryota; Fungi; Ascomycota; Eurotiomycetes; Chaetothyriales; Herpotrichiellaceae
Product: aspartyl-tRNA(Asn)/glutamyl-tRNA (Gln) amidotransferase subunit B
Exons: 3
Coding region: 1-1677 (558 amino acids)
Biological process (GO): glutaminyl-tRNAGln biosynthesis via transamidation; mitochondrial translation
Molecular function (GO): glutaminyl-tRNA synthase (glutamine-hydrolyzing) activity
Source: RefSeq, a predicted model, not a curated record